Procambarus clarkii (red swamp crayfish) is the source of this 2489-nucleotide messenger RNA. RefSeq names its product transketolase-like protein 2. The record is from RefSeq and is a predicted model, not a curated record. Gene Ontology annotation, molecular function: transketolase activity; thiamine pyrophosphate binding. Lineage: Eukaryota; Metazoa; Arthropoda; Malacostraca; Decapoda; Cambaridae.
CUGGCGCGGAGCGUCAGUGUCACGGAGACCUGUAUGGGGUGUACACUCUCCGGCCUUGCCCUAGACAGCAGACGCAGCAGCAGCACCGUAACCACCAUGUCUGAAGUCAAGACUCAGGACCUGGAGGACAUCGCCAACAAGCUGAGGGUCCUCUCCAUCAAGGCGACGCAGGCCUCCAACUCCGGACAUCCAACAUCAUGUGCUUCCAUGGCAGAGAUAAUGUCGGUGCUCUUCUUCCAUACGAUGCGCUACAAAUUGUCUGCACCAAAAGAUGCCAGCUCUGACCGCUUCAUCCUCUCAAAGGGCCAUGCUGCUCCCAUCCUCUAUGCUGCCUGGGCUGAAGCUGGGCUGUUCCCACGCGAGGACCUGAUGAAUUUGCGUAAAAUAGACAAUGAUCUUGAAGGGCACCCAACUCCACGUCUCAACUUUGUAGAUGUUGCCACUGGUUCACUAGGCCAGGGUCUGUCUGUGGCUUGUGGUAUGGCAUAUGCUGGCAAGUACUUUGACAAGGCAUCUUACAGAACUUAUUGCCUUAUUGGUGAUGGCGAGAGUGCAGAAGGCAGCAUCUGGGAAGCUUUGAGUUUUGCGGGAAUAAAGAAGCUGGACAAUCUGGUGGCAAUCUUUGAUAUUAAUCGUUUAGGCCAGUCGGAACCAACCGCUUUCCAGCAUGAAAUGGAUGUUUACCGUGCUAGGUUGGAAAGCUUUGGCUUUAAUGCUCUUGUAGUAGACGGACACGAUGUAGAGGCGCUGUGCAAGGCAUUCCAUGAAGCAUCUCAGACAAAAGACAAGCCAACUGCUGUCCUAGCAAAGACUUACAAGGGUCGAGGCUUCCCAAGUAUCGAGGAUGAAGAGAACUGGCAUGGUAAACCUUUAGGAUCCAAAGCGGAGCAAGUUAUUGCCCAUAUAGAAGGUCAGAUUAAGAAUGCUGGACCCAACAACUUGGUGCCUCAGAAGCCUCUGCAUGAAGAUGCACCAGAAGUAGACAUCUCAAACAUAAAGUUAGCAUCCCCACCAGAUUAUAAGAAAGGUGACAAGGUGGCCACAAGGCAAGCAUAUGGCACAGCACUUUCAAAGUUGGCAGAAAAUAACCCGAGAGUCGUUGCCCUUGACGGAGACACGAAGAACUCUACUUUCUCUAAUGCCAUGUUGAAGACGGACCCUGAAAGAUACAUUGAAUGCUUCAUUGCCGAACAGAACUUGGUGGGUGUUGGUAUUGGAGUUGCUUGUCGUGACAGAACUGUAGCAUUUGUUUCCACAUUUGCUGCCUUUUUCACCCGUGCCUUUGAUCAGCUGCGCAUGGGAGCCAUUUCCCAGACAAACUUAAAUUGUGUAGGAUCACAUGCUGGUAUCAGUAUUGGUGAAGAUGGUCCUAGCCAAAUGGCACUAGAAGAUUUGGCAAUGUUCCGCUCCAUCCCAACUGCCACGGUGUUCUACCCAUCAGACGCAGUGUCUACAGAACGUGCUUGCGAGCUGGCAGCAAACACCCCUGGUAUCUGCUUUAUCCGUACUUCUCGUCCAGGGACUUCAGUAGUAUAUGAAAAUAACCACAAAUUUGAGAUUGGCAAAGCUAGUGUCAUAAAGUCCUCCAGCAAGGAUGAAGUCUUGGUGAUAGGCGCAGCUAUCACCUUGAGGGAGGCACUGACUGCAGCCGAAAAACUGAGCGGUGAAGGGACAAAUGUGCGAGUCAUGGAUCUCUUUACUAUAAAGCCUAUUGAUAAAGAUAGCAUUAUUAAAAAUGCCCAGGAGUGUGGAGGUCGUAUUAUUGUUGUUGAGGAUCAUUACCCUGAAGGUGGUAUUGGUGAAGCUGUGAUGUCGGCAGUUGCCAUGGAGCGUAACAUCAUUGUACGUCAUCUGGCUGUCCGAAGAGUACCACGCUCUGGGAAGUGUGACGAAUUACUUGACAUGUAUGGAAUUUCUGCUUCAGCCAUCGUAAAGGCUGCUAAGGAGAUUAAGAAUGUGUAGAAGAGUCGGCCGAUACUGAAGAGCUUUAGUUUUGCUACUGAAGGGCUUGGUAAAGAAAGCUUUGUGAAGAGCAAAGGAUGGCUCAUUUCUCGCUGUUGAUUAUUAAAGUAGAAUAAAAUAUUCUUAAAUAUUGUAUUUAAGAAAGCAGCAGUAUUGUGCUGAAUUUGGGUCCAUGAAAAGCAUUCCAAUAAAUUUGUUAAGAGUAGGAUUAGAGCCAGUUAGCGGUACUGGAUGAGGUGAGCCACGUGAUAAUUCUUGGCACUUUUAUGGCUUUAAUGACAUCAUUUCCAAGUUACGUAGUCUGCUUGUUGGAGAUAAAAUGGGGAAACAAAUGUAAUGGUAAACAAAAAAAAAAAAAGCAAUUGCUUGAUGCUACAAAUUAAGGCUUUUGUCUGUGCCGUUGGUAAUUAUUUAAUUGUAUUUGAACAAAUUUAAUUUCCUUCAAAGUACAUUGUUGAUUGCUUUAAUGUUUGUGUAUCGAUAGAAAGUAUGGAACUAGUUCCCCAAAAAUAAAAUAUACUAUAUUG